GCUGGCCCCCCCCUCUUUGACCCUGGAGCCUUCCCCGUCCUCCCCGCAGCAGGACCCCCGCUGGACUCCGCUGGAGGACAUGGAGGUGUUUUCUCCGGAUGAUGACGCUGCAGACGGCCAGAGGAAGAGCACCGCACCCCCCCCCCCGCCAGGACCCCCGCUCAGCCCCAAAGGGUCUUCAGGCCGCCGCUCCUCGGCGUCAAUGCUUCACCGUCUCCUCACGCUGCCGUCUCAGCUGCUGGAGGAGGACGACGACGAGGCCGACGCUGCCGCCAACGAGACGCUCGCCGCGCUGGCCAUCGAGGGCGUCGGCGCCCGGCGAAACGGCGUGGAGCCGCUGACCGGCCGCCCCGGCCUCUCGCCCCCGGCAACCAGGGAGGAGGAAGAGGAGGAGGAAGAAGAGGAUGAGGACAAAGGGAGGAAGAAGAAGAGGCGGAGGGUUUGGUCCGAGUGUGAGGAAUGCGGGCGACGGUUCAGCCGGAUGUCUCUCCUGAAGGCUCACCGUCAGACUCACGUCGCCGAUAACGCCGGCGCCGCCGACACAUCGUCUCCUUCGUCCCCGCCCGGAGGCGGCGGUGCCUCGGCGCUAUGCUGCUCGCACUGCGGGAAGAGGUUCUCCUCGACGACGCGCCUCCACAGCCACGUCAGGACCCAGCACCCCGGGAACAGGACCUGAGGAAAGUCCAAAAUUUUCCCGACUGGAAAAGGAAAGGGGAUCAACGGAGAGUCCGACAAACAAGCCCAACAAAAACCAGACAGAGUCCACAGAGCAGGAACAGAAACCAUAACACGGAAACAAAAAAGUCCGGAAAUCGCCACAAAAUCAAUAUACUGCACAUACUUUCGGUUAGAGGGCAACUACCACCAAACCCACCAAACUCCAUGUAAAUAAUCAGGAGUUUUAGCAUCGUAAAACACACUUCAUUCAAAGUGGACAGAAACAAAGUAAAAGCCGUUUUGGGUCGUUUUUUCACUUUUCCAACCAUCACAACUCUAGUUCUGGUUAAAAUAAACAACUAGUUUACAGAUUUGCAUGUGGAAAUAUGUUGCCUCUAUACACGCUAAAAGUACUGUUUUUUAAACGGAGUCUGGUGGGUUUGGGGCUAGCGACCUCAGAGCCGUUUCUGGUUAAACAGAAAGGUCUUAAAGAGAAAACCCUUUUAGUCAGAAACAACAAAAUCACCGUCGCCAAUACUGCAAAAGUAUUUUAUCAUCCCAGAAGAAUCUGCUCAGGCCAUAAUCACACUUGGCGUGUUUUAUUUAUUUUAUUUUUUUUUUAGACAAGAAAAAGAAAUGACUAUAGGGAGCUUUUGUGGCGGCGUUACUGUACGUACACACCACCGCCGACUUGAGCUUCUAAGUUACCGUCAAAUGUCAUUCAUUUUCAAUGGAAGCUUCUCUCAGCCGCAAGGAGCGGCAAAUCUGUCGGCAUCGCGUUUUGGCCGUUUUGAGUGACCAGAGCGUCAAUCAGAAAGUUGAAAGUAUGUUAACUUUAUGGUAUAGGGGUCUGACGCGGUUAAGGGGCAAGCAGCGGCAAAUGACCAGCAACCAAUAGGAAUAUAGACGUCCUUCGCGCUGGCUGAUUCCAGAGAAACGAUAGAAUACGAUGUAAACUUUGGUUCCUACCAGAACAUUAGUUCAGAGAAAAUGGAGGAAAAGCUCAUAAUCGCCGUUGCUGGGUUCCCUAUCAUUUAUGAUAGGAUGUUG
Perca flavescens (yellow perch) is the source of this 1707-nucleotide messenger RNA. Its product is annotated as zinc finger protein ZAT1. Gene Ontology annotation, biological process: regulation of DNA-templated transcription. The coding region runs from base 80 to 676 and encodes 198 amino acids. The transcript has 3 exons. Gene Ontology annotation, molecular function: RNA polymerase II cis-regulatory region sequence-specific DNA binding; DNA-binding transcription factor activity, RNA polymerase II-specific. The record is from RefSeq and is a predicted model, not a curated record. Lineage: Eukaryota; Metazoa; Chordata; Actinopteri; Perciformes; Percidae.